This is a messenger RNA of Porites lobata, 6674 nucleotides long. The record is from the annotation of a GenBank genome assembly. Lineage: Eukaryota; Metazoa; Cnidaria; Anthozoa; Scleractinia; Poritidae.
AUCUUCUCGUUGGAUUCUCUGGAACGCGCAUUUGCUUUGAUUUGGCCGCUUCUUCAUCGAACAACAAGCACGAAGACGUUCAUCUACGGUCUCGUCGCCGCUUGGCUAGCAGGUGUUUCUUUGGGUUCAUUAACCUGGCUGGUUAGCUACGGACUCCUCAAGAUUUCUCACUAUACCCUCACAUUUUCAAUCGUAAUCGUCUGAUCACUGGCAACGACGUGCACAUCAUACCUAGCAAUCCGAAAAAAACUUAAACGCAGUGACCCCACAAUCGGUACAACACAUCAGCGCAAAAUGGUUGAGCAAAACACAAGGAAACUUUCCAAAACUUUGUUCCUUAUGACAGGAGCAUCUGCUGCCUUCUGGGUUCCAAGCCUUGUUUUAUUUUCUUGUCUUAAUUUCGCUCCUGGAAUGUUUCCUAAAUUUGUGAAAUAUUUGUUAAUCAUGAUUCAUACGUGCAAUUCCGUCGUAAAUCCAGUGAUUUACAGUCUGAGAAUGCCAAUGUUCAGACAAAGUCUUAGACGAUUUAGACUUAUAAAAAGUCGAAUGCAGCGGAAAAAAUUCAUAGUUCAUUGAGGAUAUUUUUAUAGAGCAUAUGAUAAAAGAAAUAUACAGUGUAGUGACCAAGCUUUUUAAUUUGAGCUCGACUCUUGAAAAAUGAAAUCUGGGACCCGGGUUCAGGUCGAACUUUUCAUGAACCGAACCUAUCCUAUCCGAACCCAAUACAUUGAACUAAGUACAUGACAAGUUGGACGUCUGAAUAAUAAGAACACCUAUUUCAGCCGUUCCUUUCGCCUUGCCCGGCCAGGAAUUUCGCCUUUGGAGCGACUUUGGAGCGGCUUUCAUUCAGAAAGCAGAACUUUUCAUGUACCAAACCUGAUGCAUAAAUUAUUAAAUCGUGUUUUUAACACUGUAGUUUUGCCUUUUGCUGAACACCCUAGUUCAGCUGUAAUUAAGAUCGGCGUCUAAAUCAAUUCAGCUGAUCUAAAUAAUUUGGGUCGGCCUUAUUUCGAGUUAGCUUUGGCUCAUGAAAAGUUCGGCGUAAAAUGAUGGCGACAGGAUUUUCUUCAUUUCAUUUGUAAUAUAAAAGCAGGAGAUGAUGCUUAAAGCAUCUUUUAAGUUUUCUCGAACUUUUUAAGUUCCAUUGCUUUCUUUUCUCUUUAUGAACCGCUUGAGAUUUUUGUCUAAAAUUUGACUGUCAACAUUUUGAUCGGCAGUGUCUGCCGCCGCAGCAUUUAGACUUCACAAUAUUUUGAUAUUAUUUUGGGGGUGAUUCUUAGAUUAAAAUUUAUCAGACAUUGACUCAUACCUUUUUGAACAAUAAUAGCAGUAGGAUUCGAGCCGAAGUAAAAGGCUGACACUGUUGGAACGAAAUAAAAAGAGAAAUAUCUCCUUAUAUUAAUAACGUUUAACAAAAUAACCAAGAAUGAUGCGCAAUAAAACAAAAUCCUUUUUUAAUUUCUUGUCUCACCCUUACUCAUCUGUCCCCGAUCUUUUUACAAUGUAGUUUUAAAGUAAGCGUUUUAAUUCCCCUUUUCUAUUAAAAAUUAAGGAAAUAUUAUGUGAACAAACCAUGGUUAAAACCUAAAAUAAUAAAAGUUGCGGAUAUGUCAUGGUAAAAUACUUUUAUUAACACGGGUUCAAAAAUACAGAGAAGAUAUUAAGAAGAAAUCCAUUAGGAAAUUGAAUUAUAGUAAUUUUCAGUGGACGAAAGCCUUGCACCAGAAAAAAGAAAAAUAAGCCACAUCACAUUCUUUUUUACACUUGUCAAGGGCUAUAGAUGUAAUUAGUUAUCUGUAAAAGCGCCAAAGACAAUUUCUAAUUUCAAAUUUCAUACCAAUUGAGAAAACACAGUACAGGUAAAUUCGUCAUUGCUAACACUCCACUUUGAGAAAUGUGAGGCUUUUGUAGUUUGUUUUACGUUUUCUUGGGCUCCAAUAUAAAGAAUCUUUUCUUCGAAGUUUUAUUAUACAACUUACAAUUACAUUAAUAGCCCUUGAAAAGUGUGAAAAAGAAAGCAAUAUGCUUGAGAUUAUUCUGGUACAAGGUUUUUGUCCACUGAAAAUUAAAACUACUCAAUUUCCUGAUGAAUUUCAUUUUAAAUACAAUGAAGUUCAAUCAUCCCCUAGCAGCAUGCUGAUUUCAAAUCAGUCAUUUUUAGGAAAAUAAGCGUUCACUCUUUUCCUGAUCAUUUUAACAUGAUUUAUCAUUCUAUGGGCAGAUUUUUUCUUUUGUAUUCAAAGGUGGAUUUCUCUUGGAAACUAUAGGUACUUUGGUUAAAAAAAGAAAAAAAAAUAAGGGUGGUGUAGUAACACAAUCAAUGUCAACACACAUUUAAUUUAAAAAAAAUUAUGUUCAAAUUACAUUUCAAAAUUUUGCUUGGGUAGUGUAGGAGCUGCUUGGAAGGUCUCUCCUAAUUGCUUGCAGGAAAAAUGACAUUCUUUCAAUUGCUUUAGUAUUGUUUGGGGCCGAGGAUAGGCACCAUUGGUGGCUUCUCUUCAGAGCAGCUGCUACAUGACCCUUUGGAUUCGCCGUUUAAAUUUUUAGUAGUCUCUGCUGUUUAAUUUAAUAUUUAUAAUUACACAGUUUCACAAAUUUUAGUUUCAUUAGAAAUUAUAUUACUUAGCAUAUUGAUUGUAAACCUUAAAAGCCAUGCUAGAUUUUUCAAACAUUGUAAACGCAUUCAGGCAAAGCAAAAUGCGUUCAAAUCAUCCCUUGGGCUUUUGUCUUUCUUUGAGAUAUGUCAUUCAGUCUUUCAUAUACAACUGAGUGGUUGUUAAAUAAUACAUUUCCUGUGCUUAAUGAAACUCUUUUUGGGUGAAGGUGUGCUUAUAUAAGCAACUAUUUUACCCCAGGUAGCAGGGCACCGCAAAGAAAGCGAUCACCAAAAACUAUAAAAUCAGCCAACACUACUGGGCUAUAUACAGAAUAUUCUCCAGAAGGUCUGGAAGUUUGUAUGUCGAAAUGUCUGGUGAUACUGCUUCCAUUGCAGUCUUAAUCCUUCUCGCUUUUCUGUCUAUCAUCGUUUGUAUUUCUAACGCCUUCACCGUGUUUGUUUUCUGGGUCCAUCACAGUAAAUUGAAACGAACAAGCUUUCUUGUUAUUAACUUGGCUGUGGCGGAUUUCCUUAUUGGACUCACAGAUACUGUAGAGGUCGGAGCAUUUGCUCUUCCAAGACAUAUCGGCUCAAACGAAACUAUUACCGAGAUGAAAGGUAGCAUUGUAGCCCCUUUUGUAGCCUCUUUCUCGUGUGCAUCUGUGUUUUUUCUCGUGCUGAUUUCCCUGGAACGAGCCUUUGCUUUGAUUUGGCCGCUUCGACAUCGUGUAACAAGCAGAAAGGUCUACACCUAUAGCGUUGUUAUAGCGUGGCUAGCUGGGAUAACUAUAGGUGUAUUCAGUUUCCUUGCUGUAGUUAAAAAAUACCAAGUGAAGUAUUUUGCAGUUGCUGCUACAAUCAUUAUUGGUUUCUCCUUGAUUACGAUUUGUGUGUCUUACCUGUCCAUCAGGAAAAAAAUGAACAACAGAACUCCUGCUAUCGACGCACAGCAUAGCAGAAUAAACAUCGAACAAAAUACAAAACUCUCCAAGACUCUUUUUAUCAUGAUCGGUGCAUCUGCUGCUUUGUGGGUUCCUAGCGUUACAUGGUACAAUAUCAGUCUAUGGUUUCCAAGCCUGUUUCCUCAUUUUGUUGCUCACCUUUCCACAAUGGUACAUUUGACUAAUUCUCUUGUUAAUCCAGUCAUUUAUAGUUUAAAAAUGCCAAUAUUCAGAAGAAGCUAUGAACAAUUGAGAGACAAGAUAAAACUUGUCACGCGAGCGAAAAGGUACACAGUAAAUUAAUUAGUAAGAGCCAGAGGAUUAGAUUUAAAAAAAAAUUAAAGGUUUGUUUAUAGUGGAAAGUACACUUAGCUUAUCCAGCUAGUUUACAGGCACUCCACUCAAAUAAUUCUGAAACAAAUGAUGCAAGUAGAACAUAACAGGAAGAGAGACCUUUACAUUUGAGGACGAGGACGACUACGAGUACGAGAUUUGACUUGAAGUUUUUUCGCGUCUUCUUAAAAUGUAGACUUCCCGCAAAACUUCAUUUUACCAUUUUUUACUAGGAAGUUAGCAUUGUUAUCUUUAGUGAAGGAGGUUACGCGCUCACCCGAUCGCAAAAUGAUAAAACUUUUAAAAUUUGAUAUCUCGUUUCGCCACCACGACAUUCACGCGAAAACUCGUAGUAGAAUGACGAAGGCUACCACACGUUUUCCCGCCAAAGUGACGCUGGCUCACGUGCGUACACUACUUAGUAUUGAGAAAAUCUCGUACUCGUAGUCGUACUCGUCUUAGAAUGUAAAGCUCUGUAUUAAAAACCCCAACUGGCGGGAGGCUGCACCAAUUGGCUAUUUACAAGCGUGACCGAGGAUUUGAACUCGGGACGACUGAGAUAUCUUUGUUAGUUACGACUCAAACUUGGGAGCCAUGAAAAGUCCAAUCGCCUAACACUAAGCCAGUCAGAAUUGAUAAGCAUAGAUUAUUCAAAGAAAAAACCAGACCGGGGCGUUUAUAAUAAUUCUCUGUAUUUCAUUUUUUUUUUACCAUUAUCUUAGGCCAGGUUAAGCAAAAGAGAAAAUUAUUUUACUCUUCUUAUAAAUGACUGAAGAAAUAUUUUAUGUAAAUCGUCCAUUGAUAAAACCUGGGAUUUGUCGAUGUAGGAUGGUAGAAUGUUAGCCCAUAUUUAUAAAAACAGAAAAGAAAAACAGUUCAAAUUUUCCCUAAUUAUUAUUUUGUGUUUUAUUAUGAUUAGUCAGUAACUUAUUGUUCUUGUUCUUCGUACUGCUUUUUUUUUCCCUCUUCUACCUUUUUUUUUCGUGUUAAAUAGUACAUCUCUUCUUUGACUUCUUUUAAAGACAACAAUUUGGCGGUGGUCCAGGCACAUUUAAAACUGGAUUCACAUGUUAAGACGGAAUCAACAGGAAAUUAAGUAAUUUCAACUUUGAGUGGACAAAAACCUAGUACCAGAAUAAUUUAAACAAUAUCGCAUUCUUUUUUACUUCUUUCAAGGGAUAUAGAUAUAAUUCUUAUCUAUAAUGACACCGACUAUUUCUAUAAUGGGAGCCCGAGAAAAUAAAUGUCAAAUUUCACAAGAAUUGUAAAAAAGAAAGGCAAAAUUCUGAAAAUUUCAUGUAAGAUGUCAUUUUGGGAAAUCUGACAUUCGUUAAAUUUUCUCGGGCCCCCAUAGGAAAUUUUCUUUGGUGUUAUUACAGUUACCUAAUUACAUUCUGUAGCCCUUGAAAAAGUGUAAACAAUAAUGCGAUAUCGUUUUAAUUAUUCUGGUACAAGGUUUUUGUCCACUGAAAAUUAAAAUUACUCAAUUUUCUGAUGUAUUCCUUCUUAAUAAUUUAUUAUUUCAACCUUAUUUUAGCUUCACCUGUCCAGUAUUGAAAUAAUGAUUUACUUACAUUUGAUCUUUUCGUACUGUAAAAAUUGUACAUAUCUGAUGUUAAUUAGUUGUUCUAUUUUUUGUUUAUUUUCUUCUAUAGAUAAUAGAUUACCUUAAUUUAAACUCAACCCCAAAGGCUUGUUAGCUUUUAUCAUUCGUGUCAAAAUAAAAACCUUCAGUUCUUCAUCAUCAUCUUCUUCUUCUACCUUUUGUCUUCAAGUGAGAUGUGUGAAUCAGUCUCUCAAAUUAAAUUGACUUGGUGUUCAAUAAUUCAUUAUCAUUCUUGAAGCUCUUUUGGUACAACUGUGUUGAUAUGACUAAGAACCUUUUCACGCCAAGGUAGUUCAGGUAACGUUAUCGGUAGGCUCUCGUACGGAUUAUUCUUCUCCGAAAAAAAAAACCGUUUCACUUUAUCUCGGUCGUUAUGACAAACGAUACGGCAGCCAUUGCAGUUUUGUGCCUUCUUGUUCUUCUGUCCGUCGUUGUUUUCAUUUCUAACACUUUCACUGUGCUUGUUUUCUGGAUUCAUCGAAAGAAACUAUCGCGAACAAGCUUUCUCGUUAUCAACCUGGCUGUGGCGGACCUCUUUGCUGGACUCACCGAAAUAAUAGAGGUCGCUGGUGGAUGGACUUUAGCAGGACACAUCGACUCAAACAAAACAAUCCAAGAAGUCAAUGAAAGCGUUCCACCUUCUUUUCAAAUCUUAUCCUCGUCCGCAUCUGUAUUUUUUCUCGUUCUGAUUUCUCUGGAACGAGCCUUUGCCUUGAUCUGGCCGCUUCGUCAUCGUGUAACAAGCACCAAGGUUUACAUUUACAGUGUGGUUAUCGCAUGGUUAGCUGGGAUAGCUAUGGGUGUAAGCAGUUUUAUUUCUUUCCUUGGAAUCUAUAAUUUAACGUAUUUUGCGGUUGGUGCGGCGGUCAUCAUCGGUUUCUCCUUGAUUACGAUUUGUGUGUCUUACCUGUCCAUCAGGAAACGGAUUAACAGCAGAACUCCUGCUAUCGACACAGAGCAUAACAGAAUAAGUGUUGAACAAAAUACAAAACUCUCUAAGACUCUUUUCAUCGUGAUAGGAGCAUCUGUUGCUUUAUGGGUUCCUAGCCUGACAUGGUACAAUAUCAGUGUUUGGUAUCCACGUCUGUUUCCUCAUUUUGUGAUUCACAUUUUUGCAAUGCCACAUAUCACCAAUUCCCUUGUCAAUCCAAUAAUUUAUAGCUUAAGAAUACCAGUAUUCAAAAAAACCAUACAACAA